GUCACAGGUACGAGUGGAGGGGCGGGGCUGGGGAACCUGUUUCUGGGGUUCCCUACUGCGCCGGGACUCGACGCGCCCGAGCCGAGUCUUUGCUUUCCUCCCCUAGUGUUUUUUCCGGGCACCUUUGUAGGCCCCGCGCGUGACCAGGGAAGGCGGAAUCGGCUGCGGGGAUCGACUCCUUGCGAAGGGGCCUAAGCCUCGCCGCCAUGUCCGGGGGCUUUGAGCUGCAGCCGCAGGACGGCGGCCCCCGGCUGGCCCUGGAGCCCGGGGAGACGGUGAUUGGCCGCGGGCCGCUGCUGGGAAUAACAGACAAGAGAGUGUCCAGAAGACAUGCCAUUCUUGAGGUGGUGGGUGGUCAGCUUCGAAUCAAACCGAUACACACAAAUCCAUGUUUUUAUCGGUCACCUGAGAAGAGCCAGCUCUUACCAUUGAAGACAAAUCUAUGGCACUGGUUGAAUCCUGGAGAUAGUUUUUCUCUGUUAAUAGACAAAUACAUUUUCCAUGUUUUCUCUACAUAUUCUGAAAUGGAAUCGGGAUGUACUUUAAGAAAUAGUCAAAUGCUUGAUGAAGAUGACCUAUUGACUAAAACACCAGAGUCUUCCUUGGUGAAUUUGCCUGAUGAGACAACUGGUGCCCCACAGCUGGAAAGAAGCACAGAAAUAGCGAUGACCCAGACUUCUACCAUAAAUAGUGCGACUUUCCUAGGUGAAUGCACAGACUUCAGUAAGCAGCAGUCAAACACUGCCCAGAGGAAAAGAAUCCUUCCAGCGUGGAUGUUAACAGAAAAUCUAAGUGAUCAAAAGCUGUCAGCACCAGUCAUCAGUGGAAGUAAUAAUGUAAUCCAGGAAAGUCAAAAAGAAGGAAUCUGCAAAGAUAAAACACAAGGAAACAUAACGCAGCAAGGAAGAAAGCGACUAAUUUCACCAGGAAGCCCAGAAAGGACAUCAGCAGAGCAAGACACAGGAAAAAAGUGCAAAAAUGCUCAUCAAGAAGAAUCUAUUGUUUCAUCCAAGGAAAUGCCACAGUCAUUUCCUGCAAUCACAACAAGUAACACAGAGAUGAAUAAUAUGAAGACUAAUACACAGAGAAACAAAAUCCCAAUAGAGGGACUUAGUGCAUUUGCUGAACAUAAAAUCAUCACAAAAGGAACUCCAGAUAAAGAAGAGGCAGUGAGCUGUUCUGAGAGUUGUGCAAGUGCCCAAGGAAAGUCCUUCCACGAUGAGUCUCAAGGAGCUCAUCCUGAGUCCAGCUCUGAUCCCUCCAAGCCUGACACUUUGCAUGCAGCGGCAACUGAUUCAGUUCCACAAGAUUCUGAAGAAAACAAGGUCAAGAGGACAUCCUGCAUGUAUGGGGCAAACUGCUACAGGAAGAAUCCUGUCCAUUUUCAACACUUCAGUCACCCUGGUGAUAGUGAUUAUGGAGGUUCACAAGACAUGUGUCAAGAUGAGGCUGAUGACAGGCCUGAAUGUCCUUAUGGAUCAUCUUGUUAUAGGAAGAAUCCUCAGCAUAAGAUAGAAUAUAAACAUAGUACACUUCCAGUGAGAAGCAUUUUAGAUGAAGACAGUGAUAAUGGUGCAGAACCCAGUAAGUAUGACAUGAGUGACAGCUUUCUAGACGAUGAAGAGGAAGAAUAUGAGCCAAUAGAUGAAGAUUCUGACUGGGAGCCGAGCAAGGAGGACCAAGAGAAGGAAGAUAUGGAAGAGCUUUUGAAAGAAGCAAAAAAGUUUAUGAAAAGAAAAAAGUAACUAUUUUCUACAAUAAUAUAUGACUCACAUGUACUUGUUCUUUAUGGAAAAAAAUUGUAUUGGUUAUAAAAAAGUAAAAAGCCAUAGGUUGCACAAAACUUUGGUCUUUUUUUCCCCUUUUUUCCAAAGAUUCUGUAUUUAUAGAAUACUAUGCAAGUAUAACUAAGCAAACAACAUCAUGGAUGAAAAAGCAUGCCUCUUUUCAUAGCUAUUGAAAUAGUUCUUAAGCAGAACCAGGAUUUAAAAAAAUGACAGCCAUCAUAUAAUAGCUGUUAUUUUUCUACUACCCUCAAUGCAAACUUGACAAUUUCAUUUACUACUUUUGUUCUUUGAAACUUGGGGAAUUUAGUACCAAAUGGAUAAUGAAAAUAGAUUCAAUAAGACUAUAGAAGAGAAAUGCUCAACACACAGGGAAUAUUAUUUUGUGACCUACAUCUGUAAUUUAUGUCUGAGUUUAAAGGUGGAAAACCUUAGAGAAUUUGACAGUUUCUUUUUCAAACAUAAGUCCUGCCUGAUUAUAUUAACUCUCAAUGUGCUCUCUUUACAUUAAGAAUAUAAAAAUGAUUUUUAACCAUAAUUUUUCUCAAAUGACCUUAGUUCUUUUGUCCUCAGAUGAAAAUGGCAAGUUGUCUGCUAAUGUUCAAGAUUCUGGCCUUUUAUUUCAAAAGAAACUCCUUAUUCUUCAAUUUUAUGAAGUAUAUCUUUGUAGCUCUGUUCUUAAACUACUUUAGAUCCUGUUAUACUCUUGAUUUAGGUGACUUAGAAUUUUUGAAAUAUAGUUUAGAAUCUUUAAUAAUAGUUGGGUGUAUAUACACAGUGCGGUGGGUAUAGUAUUAAAAUAAUAAAUCACGAAACCAAAAGUGUCCGUUAAACACUAAUAUUUUCUAUUAUAAGAGAACCAAAAAUUUUAUAUCUUAAAAGGGCAACACAGAUUUAUAAUUGUUUCCUUAGUGUUUUUCAAUAUCUUUCCAAGUAAUUGCAUAUUCAAAUUUACUUAAACUGAGGCAGGAUAAGAGAAAUACUUCUCUAGACUAUUGUUGCGUAUUAUUCUUACUUUGCCUCUGUUAUUUGGGAACUCAUUUUCCUCUUCUAAUGUUCCUUUAGUCUCGGGGGCUUGAUAAACCUGUGAAAAAAAUCUUUGAACUUGCUCUCAUCUUUGCACUGACUUAAUCCAUAAAGUGUUCCUUAUGGACUUAUACAUAUAUGCCAAAGGAAUUGGAAACACGUGCCACAUAAAAAAACUUGUACACAGUGUCCAUAGAAGCAUUAUUUAUAACAGUCAAAAAGUAGAAACCCCUAAAUGUCCCAUCAACUGAUAGAAGGAUUUUAAAAAAAUGUAUAUCUCUACGAUGGAAUAUUUUUGGCCAUAAACGAAUACUGAAGGAUUGAAACAUGCUACAACGUGGGUAAACCUUGAAAACAUUAUGCUAAAUAAAAGAAGCCAGACACAAAAAGCCACAUAUAAACUCAUUUAUAUGACAUAUCUAAACUAGACAAAUCCACAGAGCCAGAAAGUAGAUUACAGGUUGCAGGGGGUAGAGUAGGAGGAGAUAGGGAGGGACUGCUUAUGGGUAUAAGGUUUCUUUAUGGAG
Messenger RNA from Rhinolophus ferrumequinum (greater horseshoe bat), 3337 nucleotides. It is a transcript of the gene APLF, whose product is annotated as aprataxin and PNKP like factor. Gene Ontology annotation, molecular function: 3'-5' exonuclease activity; protein binding; DNA-(apurinic or apyrimidinic site) endonuclease activity. The coding region runs from base 207 to 1745 and encodes 512 amino acids. NCBI's taxonomy places the organism in Eukaryota, Metazoa, Chordata, Mammalia, Chiroptera, Rhinolophidae. Gene Ontology annotation, cellular component: nucleus; site of double-strand break. The transcript has 10 exons. The record is from RefSeq and is a predicted model, not a curated record. Gene Ontology annotation, biological process: double-strand break repair.